AUGCCUCAAUAUAGCACUUUUGCCAUUCCGACAGAAGGGAUAUCGCGAGAGGUAGUCGAGUGCGAUCUGCCCUUUUACCUUGGCCGGGAUGCCAAGAAAGGCGAUCGAUAUGUCAUUCAGUCAUUUGCAGAACCCCCGAGGCACAUGAUCAAAGCUCUGCGCGAUGACACAGCAAGGUGGUAUAGAAGCGAUGAACACAAGAGACGAUUGCGGUACUCGGAGAGUCGAAUCCAUCAGGAUCGGAAACGGGCUUCCCAGGGACAGGCCAUUCCUCAAUCACAACUGGCGAGGCACAACUCCCGCGACAAUCCCUCAGGGAAUGUUGCUACAGGCGUGUCCCCGAUUCCAGUGCCGUCGAGACCCUCUCUGGUACAACGGUAUAGCUCAAGCAAUGGUUCGGUCUUUGGGUCGUCCCAAGUCUCGCCUGGGUCCAACUUUGACAGUGGUUCUCGGUGCCAAUCGAGGCGUGAGUCAGACGCAAUGUCUUCACUAGAUGGCGGUAUGAUCAGUCGGACAAUGUCGGCGUCGAGCGCUGCUAGCAGCUAUGGGACGAAUGGCACGUAUGGCUUCAACCAAGAUCCGCCUGGAGGCCGAAACGGUGAAUGUAAGCCUUGGAGCUACCCGAGCAGUGGUUGA
Molecule: messenger RNA, 636 nt
Organism: Fonsecaea nubica
Lineage: Eukaryota; Fungi; Ascomycota; Eurotiomycetes; Chaetothyriales; Herpotrichiellaceae
Exons: 4
Coding region: 1-636 (211 amino acids)
Source: RefSeq, a predicted model, not a curated record